AUGAAAUGCAAAUACUGUGGUGACUGGCAUGAUUUUGCAAAGGGUUCGUGCCCUGCACUGGGAAAGAAGUGUCAUGGGUGCGGUGGCAGAAACCAUUUCGAAAAAGUGUGCAAGGCGCAAGGGAAGAAGUUUAAAAAUAAACGAAGAAAUGUGAAAAAAGUACAAAAUGACAGUAUAUCGACGAGCCAAAGUGAAGGAAGUGACAAUUCAGAAACGGAGAGUGAAGAAGAAGAAAAAGAAGUGGUUAUCGGAAAAGUUUAUGAUUUUUCGGAUGCUAGAGGUAACGUGUUUGCUGAUUUGGAGAUUUUCAUUAGCAAAAAAUGGCAGUCUGUGCGCUGCGAACUAGAUACCGUUGCGAAUACGAGUAUCGUUGGAAUUGAUUGGUUGAAGAAAGCAACCGGUGGCAACUCUCCCGAUUUACUUCCGUCUAAAUUUCGUUUGCAAAGUUUUCGCGGAGGUACGAUUCCUGUUCUUGGUGAGGUCCGAAUUCCUUGCCGACGCAACGGUCGUAAGUACACACUUGCGUUACAAGUCGUAAACGUCAAUCAUAUGCCACUCCUGUCAGCAAAGGUAUGUAAAAAACUUGGAUUCGUUAAGUUUUGUCAUUCCGUUGUCCUCCAAUCAUCAAGAUCAGAGCAACACCUUCUCAACAUUUACCGAGUCAAGGCUGAGCAGUUAGUUAAGCAGCACAAGCAACUUUUCGAGGGAUAUGGAAAGUUCCCUGGGCUUGUGUCUUUGGAAGUUGAUCCCAAUGUAGUUCCGUCCAUUCAACAACCACGAAGUGUUCCAAUUGCUAUGCGUAGUUUACUGAAAGAGGAGUUGAGGAAGCUAGAGCGAGAUAGUAUUAUUAUGAAGGAAACCCAACACACGGAUUGGGUCAGAAAUAUUGUUCUUAUAAGAAAGGGUGGACAAACCGGGCCGUUUGCUACCAUCGACGAAGUUUUGCCAGAACUAGGACAAGCAAAGGUAUUUUCUACAGUGGAUGCCAAGAAGGGUUUCUGGCAUGUGCUAUUGGACAACGAGAGUAGCCGUUUGACGACUUUUUGGACUCCGUUUGGCCGAUACCGGUGGGCUCGAAUGCCGUUUGGUAUUGCUCCUGCGCCAGAGAUUUUUCAAGUUAAACUACAGGAAACAAUUCAAGGACUGAAGGGAGUAGAAUGCUUGGCUGACGACAUACUGAUCUACGGAUCCGGUGAAACGUUGAGAGAGGCAUUGGAAGAUCAUAACCGAAAUCUGAAGGAAUUGUUCCUUCAACUGGACAGAAACAACGUUAAGCUGAACCUAAGCAAACUCAAGCUCUGUGAAACGUCGUUCAAAUUCUUUGGGCAUAUUCUGACGAACCAGGGAUUGAAGGCAGAUGAUAGCAAGAUCGCAACCAUCAAGGAAUUCCCUUCUCCAACGGAUCGAAAACAACUGCAGAGAUUCAUCGGUAUGAUAAAUUACCUCGGGCGCUACAUCAAAAACCUCAGCGCUGAAAGUUCUUUGCCACGGAGAUUGAUUUCUGAAAAGGAACCGUGGAUUUGGACAGAUACGGAGGAGCAGAAGUUUAAGCGGAUGAAGUCGAUAGUGGGGGACGUUGGAACACUUCAGUACUACGAUGUCAGCAAACCGCUUGUGAUUGAGUGUGACGCAAGCUCGUUCGGAUUGGGUGUCAUGGUACUCCAGGAAAAAGGUGUCAUCGAAAAAGGAGAUCCUGUAUACGUGCAGCUCCAACCAGAGACAUCGAAGCAGUGGACUCAGGGGAACAUAUGCAGCAGAUUGAAUGAGCGUUCCUACGUCGUUGAUGUGGACGGUGCGUGUUAUCGGCGAGAUCUAGUGAAUAUUAAACCACGUAAUGAACCAUCGACGCCCACACAGCCAUCAAUGAAAUCAACAAGCGGCUCUAUUCAACUACCGCAAACAGUUACUGACAAGCCAAUGGAUUCAUCACACUCGACUCUGGUUGAGAACUUACCGAACGAUCAGGUAUCAACGCAGGAAACGACUCGUUGCGAUAAAACAGCGUCUAACAACAAGGAGCUGGCAAAGGAAACACCUAACCGACAAAAUCCAGUUGAACAGCUCUCCAGACCCAAGCGAGCCGUGAAAUUGCCAAACCGCUAUCUUGACUUUGAAAUGAAUUAA
Messenger RNA from Wyeomyia smithii (pitcher-plant mosquito), 2124 nucleotides. RefSeq lists its product as uncharacterized. Bases 1 to 2124 code for a protein of 707 amino acids. Lineage: Eukaryota; Metazoa; Arthropoda; Insecta; Diptera; Culicidae. The record is from RefSeq and is a predicted model, not a curated record. The transcript has 3 exons.